GUUCGUGCCUCGUUCGUCGAGUCACGUCACGCAAAAAUUUCGAAAAAAGAUUCGAGAAAAAUGGCACUCACUUUUGGUAUGUGUGAAACUCCAGGUUGUAAAACUAUAGCCAGCCUUCAAUGCCCCACUUGCUUGAAAAUUGGAAUACAAGGCUCAUAUUUCUGCACUCAAGAUUGUUUCAAACGAAGUUGGAAAACACACAAAGUUAUUCAUCAAUUAGCGAAGGGAACAGGAGGAGAUAAAUCUGGUGAAUAUAAUCCAUGGCCUUUUUAUCAUUAUACUGGUAAAUUACGCCCUUUUAAAAGAGAACCACGUCGCGAAGUACCCGAACAUAUUAAACGUCCAGAUUAUGCUACACAUCCUACCGGUUUAUCUGUGAGCGAACAAUCAGUACGAGGUUCUGCCCAAAUAAAAAUUCUUGAUGAUGAAGAAAUUGAGGGCAUGCGGGUAGCUUGUAAGCUUGGAAGAGAAGUUUUGGAUGAAGCUGCACGUACCUGUGAUGUAGGUGUUACAACAGCUGAGAUAGAUAAAGCAGUUCAUGAAGCUUGCAUUGAAAGAGACUGUUAUCCAUCUCCACUGAAUUAUUAUCAAUUUCCAGCUAGUUGUUGCACUUCUGUUAAUGAAGUAAUCUGCCAUGGUAUUCCUGAUACUAGGCCACUUCAAGAUGGAGAUAUCUGCAAUGUUGAUGUAACUGUGUAUCAUAAUGGUUUUCACGGUGACUUAAAUGAAACGUUUCUAGUCGGUAAUGUGAAACCUGAAAUAAAAAAAUUAGUCGAAGUUACACAUGAAUGUUUAUCAAAAGCUAUAGACAUUGUACGACCCGGAGAAAAAUAUAGAGAAAUUGGAAAUAUAAUUCAAAAACAUGCACAAGCGCAUGGAUUUAGCGUAGUACGUAGUUAUUGCGGUCAUGGGAUUCAUCGUUUAUUCCAUACUGCGCCAAGUGUACCUCACUAUGCCAAAAACAAAGCUGUGGGUGUUAUGAAACCAGGACACUGUUUCACUAUUGAACCAAUGAUAUCUCAAGGUACAUGGAGAGACGAAAUGUGGCCUGAUACUUGGACAGCAGUUACCGCAGAUGGUCAAUGGUCGGCACAAUUUGAGCACACGCUUCUUGUUACCGAAACUGGUUGCGAUAUUCUUACAAAACGGCUUACAAAUAAUGGCAAGCCAUGGUUCAUGGAUCGAUCAUAGUAGUAUUCUUUUAUAAAUUAUCGUCAGUUUAUAUCAUUUCAAAUUUUGUGAAUACUUAAACAUAAUAAUGAUUAAAGUAUCUUCGUUUUCGUUCAUGCGAGAUUUGUUUUUUCAAGAUUAAUCUCUAUUCUUUGGUAAGUGCAAUGAUAAUAUUAACUUUGGUCAAAUAUAUUUCUUAUAAGGUAUUUUUUACUGUAUGUACUUAUGAUGUUUUAUUGGCAAAUUUUAUAAGAAGAAAAGAAAUGGAAAAAAAAAAAUGAUCCUUGAAAGAUAGAAUCUCCGUAGAUUUUUGUUUAUAACCAGAAUGACUCCUGUACCAUAUAAAUAGAUUACCUCAAUGAUAUAUAAAUGUACAUAUAUAUAAAUGUAAUUCAGGUUGGUGAUGCGCAAUGAUUGAAAUAAAAAAUGAGUUCUCUAAA
Messenger RNA from Apis laboriosa (Himalayan honeybee), 1610 nucleotides. RefSeq names its product methionine aminopeptidase 1. NCBI's taxonomy places the organism in Eukaryota, Metazoa, Arthropoda, Insecta, Hymenoptera, Apidae. The transcript has 6 exons. The record is from RefSeq and is a predicted model, not a curated record. Bases 61 to 1191 code for a protein of 376 amino acids. Gene Ontology annotation, biological process: proteolysis. Gene Ontology annotation, molecular function: metalloaminopeptidase activity.